Messenger RNA from Cheilinus undulatus (humphead wrasse), 780 nucleotides. RefSeq lists its product as uncharacterized. The transcript is spliced from 5 exons. The record is from RefSeq and is a predicted model, not a curated record. Bases 148 to 780 code for a protein of 210 amino acids. Lineage: Eukaryota; Metazoa; Chordata; Actinopteri; Labriformes; Labridae.
UUGGCCCUGGUGGUGCUGGAGUGGGACUUGGUGGAGCUGGGAUAAGACCUGGUGGUGCUGGAGUGGGGCCUGGUGGAGCUGGAUUUGGGCCUGGUGGUGCUGGAGUGGGACCCGGUGGAGCUGGAUUUGGCCCUGGUGGAGCUGGAUAUGGCCCUGUUGGUGCUGGAGUGGGGCCUGGUGGAGCUGGAGUUGGUCCUGGUGGAGCUGGAGUUGGGCCCGUUGGGGCUGGAGUUGGUCCUGGUGGAGCUGGAGUGGGACCAGGUGGAGCUGGAUUUGGUCCAGGUGGAGCUGGUGUUGGGCCAGGUGGCACUGGAGUUGGGCCUGGUGGAGCUGGUGUUGGACCUGGUGGAGCUGGAGUUGGGCCAGGUGGAGCCGGAUUUGGGCCAGGUGGAGCUGGAAUUGGGCCAGGUGGAGCUGGAUUUGGGCCAGGUGGAGCUGGAAUUGGACCCGGUGGAGCUGGAGUCGGGCCAGGUGGAGCUGGAUUUGGGCCAGGUGGAGCUGGAGUCGGACCUGGAGGGGUACCUUUGCUGCCACAAACUGGAACAACAGGAGGAGGACCUGGAGGAAAGAGUGGUGGAAAAGCAUCUAAGCAAGUGCCAGGAGUUGGGGUGCCAGGGCUGUAUCAAGGUGGAUAUGUACCAGGCCAAGGUUUUGGUGGCCGUGGUGUUCUCCCAGGGGUGGCCACUGGAAAUGGACUUGGACCUCAAAGUGGGGCCGGAGUACUUGGUCAAGGGAGCACUGGGCCUGGAGGAUCUGGUGGUAUGUGCAAGAAUGUGUUAA